AUGAUUCUUAUGGAUGACAAGGGUCAUAAGAUUCACGCUUCGGUAAGAAAGACUCUUAUAUACCGAUUUCAAUCUUUGCUGAGUGAAGGUCGGGUAUAUCAGAUUUCAUUUUUUGGUGUUGGUGAAAGCGGUCGUGACUUCCGUCCAACCUCGCAUCCAUGGAAAAUCAACUUUGACAUUCAUACUUCUGUGAGAUUGGUUCCCAACAAGGCGAUAAACUUAAGCCCUUAUUCUUUUGUGCCACUCUCUGAUAUAAUUUCUAAGGACCUUGAUACAUCUUUUCUUAUAGAUGUAAUUGAGAUUCCCACUGGUGCAACUGGUGAGCAAGAAUUUGAGAAAGACGGGGAAAAACAUAAGAGAAUUACUAUUCAACUUGACCAAGAUGGGGAUAGGGUUGAAUGUGCCUUUUUUGGCAAGUAUGUUGCGGAAAUCGUAGGUUAUCUUGCAUCGGGAGAUGCAACAAAUACUGUUGUGGUGGUGCAAUGUGCAAAGAUCAAGCCCUUUAAAGGUAAGACAAGUCUCCAAAAUGUUUAUGGGGCUACAAAGGUUCUUUUUAAUCCUCUCAUACAAGAAGCUGCCCCUCUCCGAGCUCGGUUCUUGGAAUCAAAUGAUACUGCUGCACAAGUGAUUAGCCCGCUGCAGGACUCGGCAAAAAAAUCUACCCCUGAAGAUGAUUUCCUAAAACUUAGUGAUGGAAAAACCAUUGAGCAACUCAAAGAUUUUGGUGAGAAGAAGUCCUAUUGUGUUGUUCUUGGUACGGUUAAGUAUAUCGCAGAGGGUAUGGAUUGGUAUUACCCUGCUUGCAAAUAUGAGUUGAAUUAUAAUAUGGAUGAAAUGGUAAAGAUUCAUGAUGAAUUGGUCAGUUCUCUUACUUCGGAGCAAGAGAUUGUUUAUAAGAACGUUUUGGAUGUUGUUUUGUCUGAUAACGGUGGAUUCUUUUUUCUAUAUGGUUUUGGAGGAACUGGAAAAACAUUUGUUUGGAAUACAUUAUCUGCUACUUUGCGUUCAAGGGGCCUUAUCAUCUUAAAUGUGGCAUCUAGCGGAAUUGCAUCGCUAUUGUUACCUGGAGGUAGAACGGCUCAUUCAACGUUUUCUAUUCCUAUUUCAAUAAAUGAGAUAUCAACCUGUAAUCUUCGUCAAGGUUCCCCAAAAGCUGAAUUAUUGAAAAAAGCAAGCCUAAUUAUUUAG
Lotus japonicus is the source of this 1188-nucleotide messenger RNA. RefSeq lists its product as uncharacterized. The transcript is spliced from 8 exons. NCBI's taxonomy places the organism in Eukaryota, Viridiplantae, Streptophyta, Magnoliopsida, Fabales, Fabaceae. Bases 1 to 1188 code for a protein of 395 amino acids. Gene Ontology annotation, biological process: DNA repair; telomere maintenance. The record is from RefSeq and is a predicted model, not a curated record. Gene Ontology annotation, molecular function: DNA helicase activity.